Messenger RNA from Girardinichthys multiradiatus, 2975 nucleotides. It is a transcript of the gene plcd1b, whose product is annotated as phospholipase C, delta 1b. The transcript is spliced from 15 exons. Bases 97 to 2418 code for a protein of 773 amino acids. Lineage: Eukaryota; Metazoa; Chordata; Actinopteri; Cyprinodontiformes; Goodeidae. Gene Ontology annotation, molecular function: phosphatidylinositol-4,5-bisphosphate phospholipase C activity; calcium ion binding. Gene Ontology annotation, biological process: phosphatidylinositol-mediated signaling; lipid metabolic process. The record is from RefSeq and is a predicted model, not a curated record.
ACACACACACACACACACACACACACACUGGUCUCUCCCUCCCGCUGCGUCUCGUCCACACACUCCUGAAGCCUCUCAUCAGCCUGCAGCAGCAACAUGUCGUGCGUGCGGAGACAGCCUAAACGUAGCAAAUCUGAGGAAUUACUCCACCAUGCUUCCAGCCAGAGGGUGAUACAAACAAAUACAAAACUCCUAGGUAUGGAGGGCGAUCCGGACCUCCAGUUCCUAUUGCAAGGCGGAGACCUCCUCAAGGUCCUGUCCCCAUCCUGGAAAAAGACCCGUAAUCUUAAACUCCAGGAGGACUGCAAGACCAUGUGGUGUGAAUCCAAGAAAACCUUCAAGUCAAGCCAGACCUUUCCAGUCAGCAACAUCUCUGCGGUUCGACUUGGCCGUCAGUCAAAGGGCUUAAAGAAGAACACAGAAGAGCAUGUGGAAGGUCGCUGCUUCUCCAUCCUGUUUAAAGGUCGCCGCAAGAACCUGGACCUCAUGGCUUGCUCAGAAGAGGAGGCCAAUUGCUGGGUGAGAAGCCUGGAAAAACUGAUCUCCAGCUUAAACAACCUCAACCGCCAGCAGACUACAGAGCACUGGAUAUUCAGCUGCCUGAGGAAAGCAGACAAGAAUAAAGAUGAUAAACUGUGUCAGCCAGAGAUGAAAAGCUUCCUGCAGAUGAUCAACAUUGAGUUGGAUGAUGACUACGCAGAGAUGCUCUUCAAGAAAUGUGACAAAUCAAAAUCUGGAUACCUCGCUGGAGAGGAGAUUGAGUAUUUUUACAAUCUGUUGACCCAUCGAGAGGAGAUCGACGUCAUCUACGGGGAGUACGCCAAAACCACGGGCUUCAUGAGCACCAGAAACCUGUUGGACUUCCUGAUGAAGGAGCAGAGAGAGAAAACAACCCUGGCUGAUGCCGAGAAGAUCAUUGAGAAGUAUGAGCCAGAUGAACACGCCAAGGCGAAAAAGCUGCUGUCCAUAGAUGGCUUCCUCAUGUUCCUCCAUAAUCCAGAAGCCAUGAUUCUCAAUCCAGAUCACAAGGAGGUCUACCAGGAUAUGGAGCAGCCCCUCAACCAUUAUUUCAUCUCCUCGUCACACAACACCUACCUGAUGGAGGAUCAGCUCAAAGGACCCAGCGACACGGAGGCCUACAUCAGAGCUCUGCUGAAGGGCUGCCGCUGUGUGGAGCUGGACUGCUGGGAUGGAUCAGACGACGAGCCGGUGAUCUACCAUGGUUACACCCUAACCUCAAAGAUCCUCUUCAAAGACGUGAUCAAAGCCAUCAAGGAGUAUGCCUUCAAGGCAUCUGAUUACCCAGUAAUUCUCUCCUUGGAGAACCAUUGUAGCGUGGAGCAGCAGUCAGUCAUGGCCCAACACAUGAGCUCCAUCCUGGGGAACGCACUUGUCACCACCCCCCUGGGUGAUGGCAUGCCCACAAACUUCCCAUCGCCUGAGGAGCUGAAAGGGAAGUUCCUGAUUAAAGGAAAGAGAUUAAACAAACUGGAGGACAGCUUUGCUGAUGCUGCAGCAGAGGCUGAGAAUACUGAUGUGACUGAGGAAGAAGAGUCAAAUAAUGAGGAUGAACAAGAAGAGAAGAAGAGCAAGAAAAACCUGACACUAGCCAAAGAGCUGUCCAACAUGGUGAUCUACUGUAAGAGCGUCCACUUCCAUAGCUUCAAAGACGCCAGGAAAAAUCAGAGCUUUUAUGAGAUGGCGUCAUUUAAAGAGGGAAAAGCCAUGAAUCUGGCUGAGGAGUCAGCAAAUGCCUACAUAUGCCAUAAUGUGGAGAAACUGAGCCGCAUUUAUCCUGCAGGUUCAAGGACGGACUCUUCAAACUACAACCCAGUACCACUGUGGAACGCAGGCUGCCAAAUUGUUGCUUUGAACUUCCAGACAGUCUGCACAGAGAUGGAUGUAAACCAGGGUAGAUUCCUGGUCAAUGGCAAGAGUGGCUACAUUCUCAAACCAGCCUACAUGAGGGAUGGUGCCACCGAGUUCGACCCAAUCACCCUGACCCGAGGAGAAUGGCUGCAGCACAAGGUGCUGCAUAUCAUGAUCAUAUCAGGCCAACAGCUCCCCAAAGUCAAGAAGAAGAUAUCCUCCAUCGUGGACCCGUUAGUUAAAGUGCAGAUCUACGGAGUACCGGCUGAUGUUGCAGAGAAGGAGAUCAGUCCUGUUUGGAAUAAUGGUUUUAACCCAACUUGGAAUGAGAACCUUCAGUUUGAUGUGUACGUGCCCGAGCUGGCACUAGUUCGUUUUCUCAUAGAGGACCACGACUCAAUGUCCGACAAUGAGUUCGUUGGACAGUUCACCCUCCCAUUCAACAGCUUACAAAUGGGAUACAGACAUGUGCCUCUGCUCAACAAGAAUGGAGACCUCCUCCCCUCAGCCGGACUUUUUGUGCACAUCAUGGUUGUGGAUGCUGAAUGAAACACACCUCCCCUGUGUCACCUCCUGCAACAAACCUGGACCUUGUUCAGACAUGUUUUUAGUACAUAUUGCUUUCUUUUACAGGGCAGUUAACUUAUACAUUUUAUUCUAGUAGUUUAAAAUGAGAAUACAAAAGUAUUAUGAGGAUCACAGUUGUAGAAACAAUGCUUUGGGUUUUGAAACUAACUCAUGUCCCCGAUUCUGGUCAGAUUAUUUUUAGAACUUUUUAUUCAAAGGAUUGUUUUUAUCCAGUUUAAAGAAACAAGCCUCCAUAUAAUCACCAUGCUUUGUUUCACCAUUCAUGUAAUGCCAUUAAUAAUGAUUUAGUUUUCAUGUAACAUCUGACUUUUUUAUGUUUUAUUGCGGCACUACUGGCCUUUAUUUUCUGACAGUGAGCUGACAGGAAAAAGGUGGAGAGAGGGGGAAGACAUGCAGCAAAGGUCAACGGGCCGGGACUCAACCCAUCUAUGGCCUCCGAACAUGGGUCGGAUGCUUUGCCCCUGCACCCAUCUGACUUAUUUUUUUUUAUCAUCAAUAAACACUUUAAAAGUGUGAAA